AUGGUUUACAACCGCCCUGGUAUUGCCUCCAUGUCCCUGGGCAGACCCUGGGUACACGAUCUCCCCGGCAAGCUCAUGCAAGCUGCCGCUCAUGGCUUUGAAGGUAUUGAACUCUUCUUCGACGACUUGGACUGCUAUGCCCAGCGGGUCUUCCAGGGCGAUCACCUGGAAGCAGCCCGCUCCACACGGCGCAUCUGCGACCGUCUCGGCAUGGCCAUCAUCUGCCUGCAGCCCUUCUCCAUGUAUGAAGGUCUCAUCGACCGCAGCGAGUCAGACCGACUCGUGAACGAAAAGCUUCCCAAAUGGUUCACCCUGGCGCGGGCGCUGGGCACCGACAUGAUCCAGGUCCCGUCCAACUUCCUCGGUCCGGACCCUGAGACCGGCGUCGCUCGCACGACGGGUGAUCGUGGGGUGAUCGUGCGUGAUCUCCAGCGCCUGGCCGAUUUGGGUGCGGGCGCCGGCUUCCGUUUUGUCUAUGAGGCCCUCUGCUGGGGUGAUCAUGUCAACACCUGGGAGGCUUCCUGGGAGAUCGUGCGGGAUGUCAACCGUCCGAACUUCGGUCUUUGCCUCGACUCCUUUAACAUUGCCGGUCGUGUGUACGCUGACCCGGCGUCGCCCUCGGGCUGCACGCCCAACGCCGCCGCGGAUCUGGCUGCCUCAUUGCAGCGCCUGCGCACGGCGAACAUCGACCCGGCCAAGAUCUUCUAUGUCCAGCUGGUCGAUGGUGAGCGCCUUUCCGCCCCCCUGGAUGAGAAGCACGCUUUCCACGUCGCCGGUCAGCCUACCCGAAUGAACUGGUCUCGCAACGCGCGCCUCUUCCCCUUCGAAGAGUCCCGUGGCGGAUACCUGCCUAUUCUCGAUGUGGCCCGUGUCUUCUUUGAGGAUCUCGGCUUCCGUGGCUGGGUUUCUUUGGAACUGUUCAGUCGCACCCUUGGCGAGACUGAUGCCUUCGUUCCUGCUGACCAUGCCCGCCGCGGUAUUGACUCAUAUAACAAGAUGGCUCAAGUCCUUGGCUGGGAGGAGCCUGUCGAGAAGAUCUCUGCGUGCAUCCCCGCGCCCGAGUCGCCUGUUCAGCACCGCCUCUAA
Messenger RNA from Penicillium olsonii, 1086 nucleotides. The record is from the annotation of a GenBank genome assembly. NCBI's taxonomy places the organism in Eukaryota, Fungi, Ascomycota, Eurotiomycetes, Eurotiales, Aspergillaceae.